AUGGAGCAAAAACAGAAGAGACCAUACCGAAAAGCUGGUCCAUUCCAUGUGGAAUUUCAUGGACUCCAAGCUUGCUUAAGAAGCGACAAAUGUCAAGUAAAUAUCAAAACAAUGCUAGUAUCUCAUGCAUUCGCUUUGUUUGAUCAUCUCGAUGAGCCUGAGCGCGACUUUAUGAGAUACUGCUUAAACAAAUGCAAAAUUACUUCACGAGGGUUCGAAAGUGCGUAUAAUCAAUUGCUGGAUGGUUUGGUCAAGCGUCUAAAGAUGCUUGAAGGGGCAAAAAAUAUCGGCGAUGAUAAUCCAUCGAUCAAGACUGAAAUGAAGUCAAUACUUGACAAGCUAUACGAGAAAAAUGUCUUUUCGGCAUCGUACUACAGCCAAUUCAAGCGUCUGAUGAAGCUCUCUUAG
Molecule: messenger RNA, 408 nt
Organism: Phytophthora sojae
Lineage: Eukaryota; Oomycota; Peronosporomycetes; Peronosporales; Peronosporaceae
Exons: 2
Coding region: 1-408 (135 amino acids)
Source: RefSeq, a predicted model, not a curated record